CAAGCUGUUGACAACAUCUAUAGCUCCUCUCUCUCUCUCUCUCUCUCUCUCUCUGUACUAAACUUCAAUUUCCCAAAUAAAUUAAUCAUACAAAUACAAAACCCAGUAACCUCUCCUCUCUCCUCAAUUCUCCUCACCAAACAACAAAAGUUAGAACCCAACAGCUCUCUCUCUCUCUCUCUCUAUUUAGCUUCCUCUGUUGAAGAUCUCAAAUGGGCAUCUCUCAAGAGGAUAGAAAAAUGGAAGGGUGGUUGUAUCUCAUUCGAUCCAAUCGAUUGGGGCUGCAGUUUUCAAGGAAGAGAUACUUUGUUCUUGAAGAAAACUCCCUCAAUUGCUAUAAAAAUAUACCCACUUCCAGAGAACAGGAUCCUAUAAGGAGUGCGCUUAUUGAUUCCUGUAUACGUGUCACUGACAAUGGGAGAGAGAGCAUCAAUAGAAGCGUUUUCUUUAUUUUCACAUUGUAUAAUGCUUCUAAUCACAACGAUCAACUUAAGUUAGGUGCAAGAAGCCCUGAAGAAGCUGCUGGAUGGAUUCGAUCCUUAAUGGAAGCAGCAUUAAAGGAGUGUCCAAUCAAAGGAGAAAAUGUUGUGGCUUGUUCCAAAAGGAGAUGGCAGAGUUUUAGGUUGAGCCGUUCUAAAGGAAGAAGUCGUAUGCACUCCAUAGAUUGGACUGCCUUCUCAUCAGUACACACAGAUCCAAUGACAUCUGAUGUCAUUGCACCUUCCCCAUGGACAAUAUUUGGCUGCAAAAAUGGCUUAAGGUUGUUUAAGGAGUCCAAGGAUGGAGAUUUUGGCGGGAAGCCUUGGGAUGAUCAUCCAGCUAUAAUGGCAGUAGGUGUAGUUGAUGCAACUUCAGAGGCCAUUUUCCAGACUGUGAUGUCGCUCGGUCCAUCAAGAUCCGAAUGGGACUUCUGCUUUUCUCAGGGAAGAGUAGUUGAACAUCUAGAUGGUCAUACUGACAUUAUUCACAAAAAACUUAAUGGGGAGUGGUUACCUUGGGGCAUGAGAAGAAGAGAUUUACUUUUACGGCGUUAUUGGAGGAGGGAAGAUGACGGAACAUAUGUGAUACUUUACCAUUCUGUAUUCCAUCAAAGAUGUCAACCUGAGAGAGGCUAUGUCCGUGCCUGCCUUAAAAGCGGAGGCUAUGUUAUAUCCCCUGUGAACCAAGGAAAACAGUCAGUUGUUAAGCACAUGCUUGCAAUUGAUUGGAAAUUUUGGAAAUCUUAUUUGUUUACCUCGUCAGCAAAAUAUAUAACAAUUCGGAUGCUUGCAAGAGUUGCGGCUCUGAGAGAAUUGUUUCGAGCAAAACUUGGAAAUUGUCCAGCUUCUGAUUUCUCAUCGGGUGAAUUGACGAGGGAGAGAUUGCAAAAAAUUGUGAAGGAGGACAUAAAGGAAGAAGUGCAAUCUGUUGGUGAGACUAGCAUGAGUUUAGAUUCCACAGAAGAGCCACAAAAAUAUCUUAUGAGAACAAGCACAGGUGGAUCAUUCAUUCAACUGAAUGAUCCCGCUGAUGAAUUCUUUGAUUUUCCUGACGAGUCAGAUUACGAAGAACAUGAAACUAUGCGGCCUUCUUCUGAGGAACAACGCCAACCUAAGCUGUCAGCAGCUGCAGGGUUUGUAAAAAGAUUGCACGAUCUUGCAGUUCAAAAGAGAGGUUAUGUUGAUUUGCAGGAGGCUUCAUUGCUGGAUUCCGCCUCAUGUAGCUAUGGAGCCACACUUCGAAAGGACCCAAGUUGUUCUGUGGGUUGCAGUUGGACGACUUCAGAUCCUUCAACAUUUUUGAUCCGUAGUGAAACCUACUUACAAAACCAGCAUAAGAUCAAAGCCAAUGGCACUCUGAUGAAAAUGGUAGGCGCUGAUUGGCUAAAAUCUGAUAAGCGGGAAGAUGAUCUUGCUGGGAGACCCGGGGGCAUUGUUCAGAAAUACGCAGCACAAGGAGGCAAUGAGUUUUUCUUCAUCGUGAACAUACAGGUCCCAGGUUCAACCACAUAUAGUCUUGCUUUAUAUUAUAUGAUGGACACCCCGAUGGAAAAUGUUCCCCUAUUACGAAGCUUCGUUGAAGGAGAUGAUGCGUUUAGAAAUUCAAGGUUUAAGCUCAUUCCUUACAUCUCAACGGGAUCUUGGAUAGUGAAGCAAAGUGUGGGAAAGAAAGCAUGUUUGGUGGGUCAAGCACUUGAAAUAAAUUACUUUCGCGGGAAGAACUACUUGGAGCUAGGUGUGGAUAUCGGUUCAUCGACGGUUGCUAGGGGAGUAGUGAGUCUUGUACUUGGUUACUUGACUAACCUGGUGAUAGAAAUGGCAUUUCUGGUUCAGGGAAAUACCGAGGAAGAGCUCCCUGAAUUCCUCCUCGGAACCUGCCGCUUGAACCACCUUGAUGCUGCCAAAGCAGUAUCAAUACCACCAUGGUGACCUUAAGCAGAGUUAUUUUCCGAUGAUACCAGUCGUUCGAAGAUCGAAAGGGGGAUUUAUGUAUAUUUUCAGAAGAGAUGCUUCACUGAAUGUAAAUAUUAUUGCCUUUUGAUGAGUUACCACAAUUCUUUCAUUAUAAGAAAAGACCAAAUUAAAGGGAUUCAGGCAAAAGGGGUUUGUGGAUUAUGGUGAGAUUGUUAUGUUUUACCUCCACAUGUAAUUUUAACCGUUGUCAAAAUUAAAUCAAGUUGGCGUAAACAGUGGAGGAAAUUUAACCAUUAUAUAUUUGGACUGUUAACUUCAAGGUGGUGAGAGAUCAACUCUCUUGAAGUAGUACCCCAUGUAUAAAAGUUACUUUCAAGGAUAUAGAGAUUUAAGCUGGUGAUAAACUGAGCCACACUCUUUUUGAGUUUCUCUGUACUUGUUUAAGGUGUAAGAUUAUUGGAGCCUAGGCAAAUUUUGAGUUUA
Messenger RNA from Asparagus officinalis (garden asparagus), 2876 nucleotides. Its product is annotated as protein ENHANCED DISEASE RESISTANCE 2. Bases 213 to 2408 code for a protein of 731 amino acids. Gene Ontology annotation, molecular function: lipid binding. The record is from RefSeq and is a predicted model, not a curated record. Lineage: Eukaryota; Viridiplantae; Streptophyta; Magnoliopsida; Asparagales; Asparagaceae. The transcript has 23 exons.